AUGGAGGGCGACGAGGUUAUCGGCACACCAAAGCAUCCCGACUGGCUGCAGAUGGUGCGCAUUAAGGAAGGGGAAGUUCCCCAUGUGAUCGCCUAUGUGUCAACUAGGCUAUCCCGCUAUCGUCCCGCUAUGCGCUGUGACAUCGUUGACCAUCGCGACAUCCUCGUCCUCUCCCUCUUCAGCGGGGGUGAGGUUCUUAACUUAAUGAACGUCUAUUCCGACGAUCAGCAUACAGCCAUUGAGCGCCUCACUGCUCGUGUGCAUUCUCUACCACCUUUCAUUUAUAUGGCUGUCGUCGAUGGCAAUAAUCCAAACCAGAGAUCCAACAUCUUGGAUCUUGUAUUCUUAGCUCCAUCUGAGAUUUUAAUCUCAAUGCCCAGAUUGGAGCACGAUCUCCAGGGUCCGUCAGAUCAUAUCCCGAUCUGUACAGAUCUUGAUAUCGGUCCCGAACCACCUGGAUCUGGGUGUCGGACAAUUAAACCUGGGAGCGAGGCUGAAAAGUCUUUCAUUUCGGACAUUCUCCGGGAUCUUGCGGCUAUUCCUGUUGCAGCCCCGGCAACCAAGGAAGGCGUUGAAGCUUUAGCUGAUGCUAUCGCGACAGCAUUCUCAGACGCAUGGCUUGCCCAUUCGACCAAGUCCAAACCUACCAAACACUCCAAGUCCUGGUGGACGGACGAGUGCUCAGAGACAUUCGGAGUAUAUCAGUUGAGCCGCUUGCUCGCUGAUUACAACAAGUUUAAGAAGGUGUGUAAGGACGCCAAGUGUGACUUCUUCGAUGAAUGCAUUGCAGAGAUCGCCACUUCUCGCAAGCGCCCAUGGGACCUAAUGGAAUGGGUCAAACAGCGCAAGCUACCCCCCUGUGAGGCUAUUCGCAAUGGCGAACAGCCUUGCCACGAUAUGGACGACCUUUGGGACGCCCUGCACGGCACGUACAACUCGGCCUCUGGUCGCGAGUACGACGCCUCAGUCUUAGACGAGCUUCCCGACGAGCCGGUCCGCGAGUGGGCUGACUUCUCGGAGCAUGAGUUGUUGAGUGCCCUUAAGGGGUGCUCCAACUCCUCUGCACCAGGACCGGACCACGUUACAUGGGUCCACCUAAAGGAGCUGCUCAAGGAUAAACACGUCCUUGCGCUCUUCAUCGUGCUGGCCAACGCUUGCCUUCGGGUGGGUCAUUGGCCGCAUAUAUUCAAGGAGUCGCUAUCGGUUAUCGUUCCGAAACCGAACAAGCCCUCCUAUUCCAUACCGAAGGCCUUCAGGCCGAUCGUGCUCCUCAUCACUUUCAGUAAACUUAUCAAAAAGAUGAUUGCCAAUAGGAUACAGUUUGACGCUGUCAAGCAUGAUAUCUUCCAUCCCAACCAACUUGGCGGCAUCCGCCAGAGGUCAACUGAGGAUGCUGGAUUGAUUCUGACUCAUCUCGUGUGA
Molecule: messenger RNA, 1422 nt
Organism: Cyclocybe aegerita
Lineage: Eukaryota; Fungi; Basidiomycota; Agaricomycetes; Agaricales; Hemipholiotaceae
Source: the annotation of a GenBank genome assembly